This is a messenger RNA of Cordyceps fumosorosea ARSEF 2679, 762 nucleotides long. Its product is annotated as NAD(P)-binding domain protein. The record is from RefSeq and is a predicted model, not a curated record. NCBI's taxonomy places the organism in Eukaryota, Fungi, Ascomycota, Sordariomycetes, Hypocreales, Cordycipitaceae. The transcript has a single exon. Bases 1 to 762 code for a protein of 253 amino acids.
AUGCAUCUCAUCCUCACCGGCGCCACCGGCCUCGUCGGCUCCGCCGUUCUUGAGGCCAUGAUCAAGGCCGCCGACGUCACCCAAAUCACCGUCCUCAGCCGGCGCCCCGUGCCCCUCGCCGACGCCGCCCGCAGCCCCAAGGUGCGCGUCCUCCUACACCGCGACUUCGCCGCCUACGACGACCCGGACCUGCUCGCCCGGCUGCGCGGCGCCUCCGGCUGCGUCUGGGCCCUCGGCGUCAGCCAGACCAAGGUCGCCCGCGACGAGUACGUCAAGAUCACCAAGGACUACGCCCUCGCUGCUGCUACUGCUUUCUCCGGCCUUGGCGGCGGCGACCCGCCUUUUCGCUUCGUCUACGUCUCCGGCGAGGGCGCCACGCAGACGCCGGGCCGCUUCUCGGCCGUGUUCGCGAGGGUCAAGGGCGAGACGGAGAGCGCGCUGGCGGACCUGGCGGCGGGUUCGGGGGGCGCGCUGCGGGCGGACUCGGUACGGCCGGCGUUCGUGGACGCGGCGGGGCACGAGGCGAUCAGGCCGUACAUACCGGACCCGGGACUGCUGUACCGUGCGACGGCAGCCGUCUUGAGCCCCGUGGUCCGGGCGGGCAUGCAGGGCAGCCACUCGCCGACGCCGAUGCUGGGCAGCUUCCUGACGCAGAUGGCCACGGGGAGGAAGGACGGCGGCUUAGAGGCGACCGGCGCAUUUCGCCUGGGGUCGUCGUGGAUAGUGCCCAACGUGGCAAUUCGCAAGUCCAUGGGCUUGUGA